Messenger RNA from Clupea harengus (Atlantic herring), 2368 nucleotides. It is a transcript of the gene svopa, whose product is annotated as SV2 related protein a. Gene Ontology annotation, molecular function: transmembrane transporter activity. The record is from RefSeq and is a predicted model, not a curated record. Gene Ontology annotation, biological process: transmembrane transport. Gene Ontology annotation, cellular component: membrane. Lineage: Eukaryota; Metazoa; Chordata; Actinopteri; Clupeiformes; Clupeidae.
AUACUCCGGCCUCUGACGGGUUCUUUUGAUUUGCUCGCUGUGGAUUCUUGUAAAUGGCUUUAGGAGCAUGGCGUGGAGCCCGAGGAGGUUAUCUGUCACAGAUUAUCUGUCUCAUAUAUUACUGACAGGACAUAGUGACAGUUUAUUUUUAUACGGGUUACCUACUGUGCCUUUAAGAAAUUGCUACGCAGCCUACGGUUAAUGUUUCAUGAACAUGCAUUCAAUUCCUGUCGCCAUUUCGAAACUGAUAGUAGUUUUGUUAAAGAUGUUUUAAAAUGCAGCACCUGAAAAUACAUAAAACAUUCACUUUCAUGUUUCGUGAUGUUUACACUGGCGUACAUAGUCUACACGACUAGGACAGCACGUUGUGAUUACACCGCCGCUCCGAAGGCGGCUCUGUUUUGGCCACUGUCCACAUUGUUACCUUUCCGCAAGCUCAUGGUGCUGAAAUCUCGCUCCAUCGCUCGCAUCAAAAUGUAGACGAACGGAAUUACAAUCAAAGGAAAGGUUAUCCUGAAAAACGUAACUACAAUGGAUGAAGACUUGUUCCAGCUACGACAGCUUCCUGUGGUGAAGUUUCGCCGCACAGGUGAGAGCUCUCGCUCAGAGGACGGCCAUGCAGUCAAUGACCACGGUGUCCAGAUGGACACUUCCCAGACGGAUAUGGACCCUAUCAGCCUGGCUGAAGGCAAUUCAGUUCCAAGGGAAUUUGCUAAUCCCACUGACGAUACCUUUAUGGUGGAAGAUGCAGUUGAGGCCAUAGGCUUUGGGACUUUCCAGUUGAAGCUGUCUAUCCUCACUGGGCUAUCAUGGAUGGCUGAUGCCAUGGAGAUGAUGAUCCUCAGUAUACUGGCUCCCCAGCUUCACUGUGAGUGGAGACUGCCCAGCUGGGAGGUGGCACUGCUCACAUCGGUUGUAUUUAUUGGAAUGAUGAUCAGUUCUUCACUAUGGGGGAACAUAUCCGAUAAGUAUGGCCGGAAAACAGGCUUGAGGAUGAGUGUGUUGUGGACACUGUUUUACAGCAUUCUCAGCGCAUUCUCUCCCAUCUACGCCUGGAUCCUGGUCCUCCGUGCGCUGGUGGGCUUUGGAAUCGGAGGGGCACCGCAAUCAGUAACCUUGUAUGCAGAGUUCUUACCCAUGCGGUCCAGGGCCACCUGUAUUCUCCUGAUUGAGAUAUUCUGGGCACUUGGCACGGUGUUUGAAGUCCUGCUGGCCAUGAUGGUUAUGCCAACCCUGGGCUGGCGCUGGCUGCUUGUGCUCUCCACGAUUCCUCUCGUUCUCUUUGCUAUCCUCUGCUUCUGGCUUCCUGAAAGUGCUCGUUAUGACAUGCUGACGGGAAACCAGGAGAAAGCUCUGAGCACCCUUAAGCGCAUUGCUAAGGAGAACAAAGUACCCAUGCCCUUGGGCAAGCUGGUCGCUGCCAGACAGGAGGACAGAGGGAAAUUCCAGGACCUAUUUUCCCCACACUUUCGUUGGACUACCAUUCUACUAUGGUUCAUCUGGUUCUCGAAUGCAUUCUCUUACUAUGGGCUGGUUCUGCUGACUACUGAGCUGUUCCAGGAGGGAAAGGAGACAUGUGGAGGUUCCAGAACUAGAAAAGAGCCAGUCUGCAGCCUGGAGUGUAAAUACCUAAACGCAGAUGACUACAAAGACCUACUGUGGACUACUCUUUCUGAAUUCCCAGGUCUGCUUGUGACCAUAUGGGCAAUUGAUCGUCUUGGUAGAAGAAGGACCAUGGCGCUGUGUUUCUUCAUCUUCUCCAUGUGUAUUUUGCUGCUCUCCGCUUGCGUAGGGAGGACUUCUCUGACAGUACUGAUCUUCAUCGCUCGAGCGUUCAUAGCCGGAGGUUUCCAGGCUGCUUAUGUCUACACCCCCGAGGUGUACCCCACAGCCACCAGGGCCCUGGGUUUGGGUACUUGCAGUGGAAUGGCGAGAGUCGGCGCCCUCAUUACACCCUUUGUGGCACAGGUCAUGUUGGAGUCAUCUGUGUAUCUCACCCUGUCUGUGUACUGCUGCUGUUGCCUGACGGCAGCGUUUGCCUCCUGCAUGUUGCCCAUUGAGACCACAGGCCGCGGCCUGCAGGAGUCCAGCCGCUGCGAGUGGGGUCAGGAGAUGAUGGGACGAGACUCGGCCCACAGCCCUACUGGGGUCCUCAAUCCAAACUACAGCUCCAGAAAGAGAAUGGAUGAGGAAUAGAACAAAGCACAAGAGAGAGAGAGAGAGAGAGAGAAACAACACUUGAGCAUGUACUUGUUUCUAUGUGUAUGAUUUUUUGCUCAUUCAUUUGUUCUUGUCAAGUGUAAUAUAUUCUUGUCAACCAGUAUAAUGUGUAAUUUGAUAUUCAAGCAUCAGCAUCAGAGCGUUCGAG